CUAUACUUUAAUUAAUCAUUCUGUUCAGAAGUACCACAGUAAAAUGUUCUCCAAAAUCGUGACUUUGUGCGCUAUUGUGGCGGUGUCCCAGGCGGGACUCCUGCCAGCAGCCGUGCACUACUCAUCUGCGGCAGCCGUCUCCUCCCAGAGCAUUGUGCGUCACGACCAGCCUGCUCUUGCCACCAAGCUGGUUGCCGCUGCGCCCGUCGCCAAGCUGGCCGUCGCUGCCCCUGCUGUGUACCACGCUGCCCCCGCAGUGUACCACUCUGCCCCCGCAGUGUACCACUCUGCCCCUGCCCCCGCAGUAUACCACUCUGCCCCAGCUCCCGCCGUGUAUCACGCCGCCCCUGUCCACUACGCAGCCCCCGUCGCUAAAGUGCUCGCUCAGCCUGAGGAAAUCGCGUACCCUAAAUACGACUUCACAUACUCCGUCGCUGACGGCCACACCGGAGACAACAAGUCCCAGCAAGAAUCCCGCGACGGCGAUGUUGUUAAGGGCUCGUACUCGUUCCACGAGGCCGAUGGCUCCAUCAGAACUGUGGAGUACUCCGCUGACGACCACAGCGGCUUCAACGCGGUCGUGCACAACACCGCUCCCACAGCCGCACCCGCCAUCAUCAAGACCCCAGUCUACACCGCCCAUGCUCCCGCCUACUACCAUUACAAAAUGUUCUCCAAAAUCGUGACUUUGUGCGCUAUUGUGGCGGUGUCCCAGGCGGGACUCCUGCCGGCAGCCGUGCACUACUCACCCGCAGCAGCCGUCUCCUCCCAGAGCAUUGUGCGUCACGACCAGCCCGCUCUUGCCACCAAGCUGAUAUCCGCAGCGCCUGUAGCCAAGCUGGCCGUCGCUGCACCUGCAGUGUACCACGCUGCCCCCGCAGUGUACCACUCUGCCCCUGCCCCCGCAGUGUACCACUCUGCCCCAGCUCCCGCCGUGUAUCACGCCGCCCCUGUCCACUACGCAGCCCCCGUCGCUAAAGUGCUUGCUCAGCCUGAGGAAAUCGCGUACCCCAAAUACGACUUCACCUACUCCGUCGCUGACGGCCACACCGGAGACAACAAGUCCCAGCAGGAAUCCCGUGAUGGCGAUGUUGUGAAGGGCUCAUACUCGUUCCACGAGGCCGAUGGCUCCAUUAGAACUGUGGAGUACUCCGCUGAUGACCACAGUGGCUUCAACGCGGUCGUGCACAACACCGCUCCCACAGCCGCACCCGCCAUCAUCAAGACCCCAGUCUACACAGCCCAUGCUCCCGCCUACUACCAUUAAAACCACAAAUUAUUGUUAAAGAAGACUUGCAAAUGUUAGUUUACUAGUUAUUUAUUGUAAUAUACGAAAAAAGUUCUUUGCAAAA
Papilio xuthus (Asian swallowtail) is the source of this 1352-nucleotide messenger RNA. Its product is annotated as cuticular protein RR-2 motif 98. The transcript has 6 exons. NCBI's taxonomy places the organism in Eukaryota, Metazoa, Arthropoda, Insecta, Lepidoptera, Papilionidae. The record is from RefSeq and is a predicted model, not a curated record. The coding region runs from base 44 to 1267 and encodes 407 amino acids. Gene Ontology annotation, cellular component: extracellular matrix.